Suricata suricatta (meerkat) is the source of this 3206-nucleotide messenger RNA. RefSeq names its product C-C motif chemokine ligand 27 (gene CCL27). Lineage: Eukaryota; Metazoa; Chordata; Mammalia; Carnivora; Herpestidae. Gene Ontology annotation, molecular function: chemokine activity. The record is from RefSeq and is a predicted model, not a curated record. Bases 2819 to 3178 code for a protein of 119 amino acids. Gene Ontology annotation, cellular component: extracellular region. The transcript is spliced from 3 exons. Gene Ontology annotation, biological process: immune response; positive regulation of T cell chemotaxis.
CCCUCCUGACUCUGCCGCCGCUGCCGCCAUUGGGGCUGGGAGCCCCUCUACACGCCUGCUUUUCGUUACUGACAGGGCCUCCCUUCCUGAUUGGGUGCACUUCCAUAUCCAGACCCCCGUUAUUCCUAAGGAUCCCUCAUCAGUAUCAGGCCUCCCAUUACUGUCUUUUACUGCCCUCCGCCACCUAAACCCCCCCCCCACCCCCACACCUCCCUGUAAGUGGCCUAUAUUCAGGGAACUAAAUAGUCCUGUCCUGCUCUUCCUCCCAGCCUUAUCCCCACAUUGAUGUGUUCCACUUCCCUCCUAGAAAGGACUUUGCCAGGUGUCUGAAGCAUCUUCUUUUUCUCAGAGUGAAUCUAAAAUAUUUUAAGCCCAGAGUUGUAGGAAGUAGGCUGUGAGAGGAGGGGAAGAUUCCUAGAGGCUGACUCCUUUAGCCUGCCACAGGGGAGUGACUUGGGACUGUUGGAGAUGUUUCUUAAAGUUAAUACCCCAACUUUUGGCUCCUCCAGUCGUUUCCCGGGUUUAAAGAUACUUAGCAUCAGCUUACCUAGCCGUUCUUGCUAUGUCUCUAGGAGAACUCAAAGGCCACUGCUCCCUGCCACCCCUUUCUAACUUGUCAUCUAGUUGACCUGAGACCCUCUAGUUCCUAAAGUGCUGAGGGUCAAGGACUCCUGGUGGGUCUGCUUUUGUUAGGGACUGGGUCCAGCACCAAAAAAGGUACCCAGAAGAUUAAGUUAAAGAGACAGCCCAGUGUAUGGAUGCGGGCAAAACUAACUUUCAGUCUGGGGCCGCCCCUGCCACAGCAACUUGUGGCUGGGGAGACCACUUGGCCCUAUCUUUGAAGAAGCCAACGGGGGAGAAAUGGGUACAUACCCAGAAGAAUUAAUAUUUUGCCUUCCCAGGUGUCUGGACUGAUUGGUCCAGGAAAGAACACAAAGUAUGUGGCAGACAGCCAGCUGAUGGAGAUCUGUGAUAAGGCAAUGGCACCUCAAGAGCUGCACCUGAGCUCUGGGGCACAAGUCCAGAAUGGAGGGUGGGAGAGAGACCCCAAGGCCUCUGGUACUAGCAGUUCAAGAUGAGUGACCUCUAGGUUGUGGCCACCUUCAAGAACAGACCCAACCUCUUGAGCCAUUUCCUCACAAUGUCUACAUCAAGAACCCUGUCAAAAGUGGAGUACCCUCUCAAGCCCAGGCCCUACACCUCACCAAGACACUGUCAGAAUUCCUGAGUAUUCACAAGACAAACUCCAGGAAAAGGCCUUCAAGCCUCACCCUGGACAGAAGAGAGGAGAAACUUGAGUUGUUCAGCAUGGGAGGGGGACUAGUUCCUACUCUUGGAACUGAUGGUCCCUCCUGAUUGUUUCAGCAGCCUAUGCCCAGGAUAGGUUUGAGUCCCUAUCCCAAGAUAAGGGCUGCCCCAUAGAGGAUAGCUGGCCACAGAGCAGAAGGCUGCACAAGGGACCCCUCCAACAAGCAGAUAAAGUCUGGAUUACUGGGUUAUGACUCAGUCUUAUGUUUCAAAUACAGAGCAAGACUUGAGGGUUGAAAUCCCCAGACCAGGAGUGGGAAAUUCUUCAAGGGGCCAGGGGCACUAAACUUAGCAACUUGCCUCCACCAUAGGUAGUUCCCAGUUUCCUGGAAAGCACAAGAUAAGGAGGACUUUUGCUUUAGGGGGUGAGGGGAAGUUGGGAAUUAGGGCUGGGUAUGGGAUAGGAGAGAAGAGACAGGAAGGAGAUGAGAGGUUCGAGCUUUAGCAAGAAGAUGGGAUGCAGAGAGUGUAAGGGUUGAGGCCUGGGUUGGGGCAGGGGUGGCAUUACAGGACCUGGCUGGGGAGCAGGGAAAGGCCGGAAUUUGAGUAGAACAAAAGAAGGUUCAUUGAGCUCUUGAGUAUAAUGUUGCCACAAACCAAAGACUUAUUCUGGAAACCCCAGGCACCCCUGCUGGCAAGAGGCUGGCAUUUCUGGAAUAGGACUAAGCAAAAACAAGAAGGUAAGAUUUCUUGGGUCUUUUCCCUGUUUGACAGCAACAACCUGGCACCGGAGAACUUUAUCUUCUCUCACUUUCUUACUCCAUCCUUCCUCCCUGUCUCAUCUCCCUGGGGAAAGCCGCCCCUACCUCAUCAUCCUCAAGGUACCCCAGUGCCACCAAAAAGGGCCUUGUCCUGGCUUCUCACUCUGGAUGUAACUGUUCCAGCCAAGACUCAUCCUCAGCCAGAAGGGCUUGCUCUAGGGACCCAUUCCCAUCAAUUUCUCCUGAUAAGACAGGCAGGCUAGGACAGGAAGUAUAGAGUGGAAGAUGAAGGCAAGUUGGUACUGGCUUGGCCUCAGAUCCCACCCCACCCAAAAUUCCCCUUAUCAGAAUUUGUGUGUGCUCAUAUGAUUGUGUGACUGGAUGAUUGUGAAGAUACAACUGUGUGUGAGUGGCACUUUGAGGACAGCUGGGGCUAUAUGAUUCUGUCUUUGGUUGUCUGUGAGGUUGACUGAAUGAUUGAGGUGUGACUAUGAAUGUGACCAUGGGUAUAUGAGUGUGACUGUCCAUCACUGGAUGCCACCAUGGAUCCUGCCUUCACUUGGUCACUAUGCCAUCAGCCUUCAUAUCAUGCAGUACCCCUCUCUCCAGCUUCUCUGUCCAGGGCUUAGAAGCCAUGGGAAAUGGCAGCCCUAGAAGAGGAAGGGGUCUAUGGCAAUUAGGACUCAGGAAUGUCACAGGAUGAGCAAUACAUCUUCACCUGCCUCUGACUCACCUCGUGCCCCAGGUAAAAGGCACCAAGAUAAAAGGUAGGGGAGGAGGAGGAGAGAGAAGUAUCCAGGCUGAGCAGCAUGAAGGGGCCCUCACCCACAAGCAGCCUCCUUCUGCUAUUGCUGCUGCUGAGUCCAGACCCUGGAGCAGCACUGCUACUGUCACCCAGCAUUACCUGCUGUACUCAGCUCUACCGCCAGCCACUCUCGAACAAGCUACUGAGGAAAGUCAUCCGGGUGGAAUUCCAGGAAGCUGAUGGGGACUGUCACCUCCAAGCCUUCGUGCUUCACUUGUCUCGACGCAGUGUCUGCAUCCACCCGCAGAACCGCAGCCUGGCUCGGUGGUUUGAGCGCCAAGGGAGGAGGUUCCAGGGUACUCUGCCUAACCUAAAUUUGGAGCUGAUAGGGAAAAUGGACCAGGACCCCCAGUACCCAAAAUAAUAAAGCAACACUGGACAAGAGUCUCUGA